AUGAAUAGAUAAAUUGAAGAAAGUUCCGAGAACUAAAUCAAAUAUGUUACCAAGGAUGAAGACGAAAAGAAAUUUAAGUUGCUUAAACAGCUUUUCAGAUCCUAAUUCAAAUAAUCUUACAAAUAUAUAGGUAUUGUCUUUUUCUUGAGAUCAGGUUUUUACCUACUUUUUAGUUUCGGAAAAUAUCUUGCUUGCUUUUACAGUUUGUAGUAGAGGGAUAAAAAGUGCGAGGUCAAUCCUUUGGUAGUAUGGUUAACAAUUGUGGGCAUGUAUGAAUUUUUCAAUUCCAUUCGUUACUUAGCAGUACUAUAUUCAUUGCAGAUGAACUCCAAGGAUAUUUUCUUGUUAGUUAUGGCUGAUAUGUUAACCAAAACAUCAGAUGAAUCAAUGAAUCUAAGUGGCAUGCAAGAAAGGAAUAGACGAGCAUAAAUCAAAACUCUUAUUAAAAUGAAAUUAUCCACUCGAGAAAUCUCAUAGGAAGAACUAUUUGCUGAACCCCCGUUCACUUAAUACGAGAUUAUUCAUUAGGCUGAAGUUCUCAACAAAUAUACUAGAAUCAUGAAGGUGUAUAACCAAUUCGUUUACUAUAUGAUCUUCACAGGAGGAAAUGUAGCAUACUUCUAAUCAGAUUCUAAUGAUUGCGAUGAUAAUUUAAACAAUGUAACCUUUUUACUUUUAUUAAUUGGUUACGUAUUUUCAGCAUUUCUCAUUAUUGGCUUUGGACUAGCUGUCAUUUCGAUGGCUUUGUAUAUGCCCAUAAUACUCUUCUUAUUCAUCUACAAAUCCACUCGCAAUAUUGUCCAAAAAAUACAAACCAAAAAUAAAAUAUAGAAAAUGCGCGUAUUUCAUUAUAAUAAUUCUAUGGAAAUUUCUAUUUCAUAAUGCAACAUUUGUAUGUGUGAGUACUUGGAAAAUGAUAAAAUUAUAUAGUUACCAUGCAGCUACAUGCAUCACUUCCAUGAUCAUUGUCUCUAACAAUGGAUAAUAAUUAAAUAACAAUGUCCUGUUUGUCGUAAAUUAAUUUGACAAUAUUUACACAACUAUAUAAUAUAUCAUUAAAAAAAUAAGAAAGU
This is a messenger RNA of Paramecium tetraurelia, 1073 nucleotides long. RefSeq lists its product as uncharacterized. Gene Ontology annotation, molecular function: zinc ion binding. The record is from RefSeq and is a predicted model, not a curated record. The transcript is spliced from 6 exons. NCBI's taxonomy places the organism in Eukaryota, Ciliophora, Oligohymenophorea, Peniculida, Parameciidae.